Messenger RNA from Lagopus muta (rock ptarmigan), 2304 nucleotides. RefSeq names its product maestro heat-like repeat-containing protein family member 2B. NCBI's taxonomy places the organism in Eukaryota, Metazoa, Chordata, Aves, Galliformes, Phasianidae. The record is from RefSeq and is a predicted model, not a curated record. Bases 1 to 2304 code for a protein of 767 amino acids. Gene Ontology annotation, cellular component: cytoplasm. The transcript is spliced from 17 exons.
AUGCCGCGCUCGUCACGGAGGCGCGGUGCGGAGCGCUCGCGGCUCUCGGCAGCGAGAGGCGUGCGGAGCCCGGCCCGGGCCGGGUCGGCCGAGCGCAGGCGGUGGGGCAGGGGCUACGGAGUGAGCCGCUCUCCGCGGGUGCGGGUGUUUGGGCCGAGCAGAGAGGAAACAGCGUGGGUUCCCCGCAGAUCGGGUCUGGGCAAGGAAAGAGCCAACUCGUGCCGGAGCGGUUGGACGUGCCGAGGCAGCACAGCGCUGGCAGCGCUCCCCGGGAAGGGCUCCAGGGCCUCCCACCGCCAGCCGCAGCCCUUCCAUCCGCAGCUGCCACCAUCCCUUUCCCGCACCUCAGGAGCAGCUGGAGCCCCGCGGCGCGACCCUGCCCCGGAGGCAGCGGUGCCGCCGAACUCGUGCCGAAGUCACAGCGGGCAACCGGCAGAUGGAAAAUCCCCGCUCUUCCCGCACAGGAGCACGUCGGGAACGGGCAGAGCGGUGCCUAAGCGCGGACGGAGAUCGCCGUGGGAUCCCUCCCUCGUGGCCCGCCCGCACCGACCCGGGAGCUCCUGCCCCCGCGUGGACUCGGCCCCAUCUGGGGACGGAGCCGCCGAGGAGAAGCGGUUUCUGAAAGGCGGUCCCGGGCCGGGCUCGGGAAAGGGCUGCGGGGGUGACCGAGAGCAGGCGUACUGCGAGCUGGAGCACGUCCUGGGGGAAGAGGACAGCCGCCCACCAUGCGGAGUGGUGAACCGGCUGCUGGCUGAGGUGUCCCAGGACCUGACAGCAGCCCAGGGCGUGACGGACAGCGUGAGAAUGGCUGCCAGCAAUGUCCUGGUGGCUCUGGCCCGGACUCACUUCUCCAUGGUGAUGGCCGAGCUCCAGGGCCACCUGAAGGCCACACGGGAGAUGUGCAGGGAGAUGUGCAAGGAGUUUGUGCUCGUCACCCUGAGCAAACUCUUCAGCAUCUGUGCUCCACAGUGCAUCUCUUUUGUGUGGCUGACGCUGGCCGGCCUGUGCAGUGUGGUGGGCCGGGUGAGGAGCGGCCGGACCCUGCGCACUGCUUGUGCUGUUGUGAAACAAUGGAUGGACGGAAUCGAGAGUCACUUGUCCUCCAAAAAGCACAGCCCCUGGCCUGCCACAGAGAAAGAACAAAUGUAUGAGAAUCUUCAUGAGCUCUUCUUCUUUGUGGUGAGCAACUGGCAGGACUGCAAGGAGGAAGAGGACAGACAGGCCGUUCUCGGGGCUGUGACUGCCAUGAUGACUGUCCUCCUGCAAGAGGAGCUGCCCCGAGAGCACGUCUGGGAGCGGCUCCUCUGGCUCGUGCACCCGUGUCAGGAGAUGCAAGACACCUGCAGGGUGGCCAAGAGCCUUAUUAUGUUCCUGGAGGCCUUACAGGGAGUUCAGUCUGUCAUCCGUAAGGACAAGUUUCUGGUCAUCACCAGUGCCGUGUUCUAUCAGCUCUCUGAUGACGUCAAGCAGCACAGUGAGGCUGACAGAGCAGAGCUGACCCGCUGCAUCCUGCUGCAGGCCCGAAUCUGCCCAGAGGAAACGGUCCUGUUUCUGCAGUCGCAGCUGGGCGAUGAGUGGGAGGCUGGAUGCGUGGCAGCCCUGGGUCUGCUCAGUUCUCUGGCUCGCUCUGAUGAGCCUGCGAUGACAGAGAAGCUGCCACAGAUUACAGAGGCUGUGCAGCGUGUGUGCAGUGACCCCAGGACCCGGGUGAGGAGGGCCGUGCUGCACUUCAUUGAGGAUCUGCUCAGCACUAACACCUGGAGCUGCUCAGCCUGGGAUGUGGUGGGGCACAUCUUCAGGGAGUUCAGCCGCACCACAGGAAGAAGGGCAGCCGGAGACCUUUCUGCCCAGGAAGCCCAGGAAGAAGGAGCUCUCCAAGAGCUGUGUAUGGACAUCCUGGGGUCACUGGAUGUCUCUGCGAGAGGGAUCUCCAAACUCCUGUGGCCAAGGCUGCUGCUGUACGUGGUGCCAGCCCAGUACACCGGCAUGCUGAUCCCGGUCUCCCGCUGCGUCCAAGCCCUGGCCAAGAGAGGGGAGCUGACGGUGCGGGACAUGGAAGAUCUGGAUCCCCACUUCCUCAGCUCCAUGUUUCAAGGCCCACUGCUGACUGCCCAGACACUGCUGGCACGUCUGCUGGUGGUGGCAGGGAGCCCUUCUGCAGGCAGCGAACUCCAAGCCGCUGCCUUGCUGCUCCUGCAAAACCUCCACAGCAAGAUCCACAGAGCUGUGGGGGCCAAGUGGGCUGCUGAGAUCCCCCUGCUGCUGCAGCGCCUUGAAGUAAAAUUCAACUCCACGAUCCGUUGA